AAUCUUGUUGCCGGACGUGUGGCUCCAAAUUCUUAAGCUUUGCGAACCCGAGACCCACAAACCACCGGGCUCACUGCUCCGGUCCGCAGCUCCUGUCCAAGAAAUGCUCGUCGUUGCCAUGGCACCGGUUCCGCUGAGCACCUUCGUGUCCUCCCCUGCGCGUCACCCUUGUUCCGAUUCGUAUCAUGGCCGUCGCCGGGGUGCCGUCUCUGCGUCGUCGUCCUCCUCCUCUGCUAAGGCGGAGGAAGUGGUCAUCGUGGGUGCGGGCAUCGCGGGUCUGGCCACCGCGCUCUCCCUGCGCCGGCUCGGCGUGAGCGCCACCGUGCUGGAGCAGGGCCCGUCCCUGCGCGCGGGCGGCACGUCGCUGACGCUGUUCAAGAACGGGUGGCGCGUGCUGGACUCCAUCGGCGUCGCCGACGAGCUCCGGGCCAAGUACCUCCGCGUCCAGGGGAUGAGGAUGCGGUCGUCGGCGGGCGGUCGUGACCUGCGCGAGUUCUCCUUCGAGGAAGAGGCUCCCGGGCAGGAGGUGCGGGCGGUAGAGAGGGGAGCGCUGCUCGCGGCGCUGGCCUCCAAGCUCCCGCCGGGCGCCAUCUCCUUCUCGUCCAGGCUCAAAUCCAUCGCCGGCCAAGGGCCCGAUGGCACCCUGCUGGAGCUCCAGGACGGGAGGCGGCUCCUGUCCAAAGUGGUGCUGGGCUGCGACGGCGUCAACUCCCCGAUCGCGAGGUGGAUGGGGUUCUCGGAGCCCCGGUACGUGGGGCACAUGGCGUUCCGUGGCCUCGCGGACUACGCUGGCGGGCAGCCGUUCGAGUCCAAGGUGAACUACAUCUACGGCCGGGGCGUCCGCGCCGGCUUCGUCCCGGUCUCCCCGACCAAAGUCUACUGGUUCAUCUGCUUCAACAGCGCAACCCCAGGGCCCAAGACCACGGAUGGCGCGGCGCUCAAGAGCGAGGCCCUGGGCCUGGUGCGGGGCUGGCCGGACGACCUCGUCGCCGUCAUGCGGAGCACGCCGGACGACGCCGUGGUGAAGACGCCCCUCGUGGACCGUUGGCUCUGGCCGGGGCUGGCGCCCCCGGCGUCCAGGGGCGGCGUGGUGCUCGUCGGCGACGCGUGGCACCCGAUGACGCCCAACCUCGGCCAGGGCGCGUGCUGCGCGCUCGAGGACGCCGUCGUCCUGGCGCGCCACCUCGCGCCCGCGGUGCUCGCGGGCGACGACGCCGGCGAGGCGUUGCGCAGGUACGAGAGCGAGAGGUGGGGGCGCGUGUUCCCACUGACGGCGCGCGCGGGGCUCGUCGGUGCGCUCGUGCAGUGGGGCAACCCGCUGGUGUGCGCGGCGCGGGACGGCGUGGUCAUCCCGAGGUUGGUCAGGCUGGGGCCGUUCCUCGAGCACACCAACUUCGAGUGUGGCCUGCUCGAGCCGGCGGCGCCGUCGACAUGAUCUCAGUGUCCAAGACAUACGCCGGAACUCAGCAUAAGGUUUUGAUUACGUCAAGAUUAUUCUAGGAGUACAAUUGUUUUGUGUUUCUAGGAGUACAAUUGUUUCAGUUUAGUCUUAUAACUUCGAAACUGUAAUUUUGGGUCCUAAAACUAUUGAAGAUGUGUCAGUUUAGUCCUAUAACUUCGAAACUGUAAUUCUGGGUCCAAGACAUACGCCGGAACUCAGCAUAAGGUUUUGAUUACGUCAAGAUUACUGCAGUUUCGAAGUUAUAGGAGUCAAUAGUUUUAAAACCCAAGACUGCACUUUCGAAGUUAUAGGACUAAACUGACACACCUUCAAUAGUUUUAGGACCUAAAAUUACAGUUUCGAAGUUAUAGGACUAAACUGAUACACCUUCAAUAAUUUUAGGACCCAAAAAUACAGUUUUGAAAUUAUAGGACUAAACUGACACACCUCUAAUAAUUUUAGGAUUUAUGGUGCAUUUUACUCUAAAAAGAAAUAGGCCGCUUUAGCAAUUUUGGCA
This is a messenger RNA of Triticum aestivum (bread wheat), 1958 nucleotides long. RefSeq names its product monooxygenase 3. Gene Ontology annotation, molecular function: FAD binding. The coding region runs from base 104 to 1435 and encodes 443 amino acids. Lineage: Eukaryota; Viridiplantae; Streptophyta; Magnoliopsida; Poales; Poaceae. The transcript is spliced from 4 exons. The record is from RefSeq and is a predicted model, not a curated record.